UUGCGAAGUAAUCUGCGGGAGUACAUAUUGCGCGUGAAAUAAUCUUCUCGGGGGAGCGUCGCAAAGCCGCCGUGCGUGACAAUUUCACGCCACACGCGAUUAAUAUCGCGGGGGUGACACGUAAAUCGAGCCGCGAUCGACCUUUAAUCCGCGAUUUUCAUAAUCCAUUCUUUGCGCGCGCGAGUGAAGCGAGACGCGAGCAUUACAGCACGCCGCUGAAAUGGCGAAGUCGCCACCGAAUUCGAUGUAGACACAUUGUUUGUUUCAUAUAUUGAAGCGUACGCAACGUAAACCUCCCUCUUCUCCGAAAAAUAAUAUAGUCCGCGCGAGGCGAUAUAUUUUUUUUCGGCAAGCAAAAUAUCGUUUUCGCUCCGGGGAAACCGCGAGUGACCCUCGGCUUGUGAUUUCGCUCUGUCCAUUCGCAAAUCGAGUUGCCGAAGUGGUGGUGUUUUGUCGUAGCGUCGUAACAGGCACUCGUUAGGAUGUCGAAUCAAACAAACGCGGCGCGAGUGAAUUUAUGAAUUGCGGUGAAAUCGGCCGAGGACGAUGCGGAACGGCGGUUGUACAACCGACACGAGAUUCCCGGAUGCGGGGAGAUGCAGCGGUGAAUGCAGUGGAGUAUGCAGCGGUGGAUUUCAACGCGUUAUGUAACAGAAAUUCUGAGAACAUCGACACAAUCGGAACUAUGAACAGAGAAUUGUGGUACAAAGUCUCUCGGAUGCGAAUUAAAUUGCAAAGGCUAUCAAAGGAUUCUGAAAUGGGUCAAAAACAUGGGAUUCGCGCAUGCAAGGAUAUGUCGGGAUGGCGUACGAGUACGAAAAUGAUUAUAUGGAAUACACCUGGGAAUUGCUUAUUAGCCAUAUAUUAUCAACAUCUUCAAUUGCGAGAAAUCACACAUAUAUGUUGCUGCGCAAACAUCCGUUUUGUACCUUAACAGUUUAAUUAUAUUGCAUAUAAAGAGAUAGGCUCGAUCAAACGACAUUGUAUAGUUGAAAAUAAAAAGAUAUAGAUACUUUCUUCAACGAAUUUUGCAAUAUAAUCGCGAUAGUAUUUUAAAAAAAACCAAAAAUUGUCAAACAUAAAUUUUUCUAUUAAGUAUCGCAUAUAUUAAACAAAAAUCGUUAUUUUUGAUGACAGUAAAAAACGCUUUUUAUUGUCAUUAAAAAAUUUUAUGACUAAUUAAUAAUAUUUUUUUAAUCUUUUUAGAUCGAAUUAGUCGCGCACGUUAAUUAUUAAUAAUUAAUAAAUCUAUGAAAAGACUGAAACGGACAUAAAGAGCUAAGUUACGGUUGUUAGGAGUUUAAUAAAAAUUAAUAAAUACAAAAUUGAAAAAAAAUGUCACUAUUAAGCUACCUAGUCAAUGUUUGAAAGCUCUCUAAUAUUAAUUACACAAUAUGCCUACCAAGUAGAUCCGAAACGACAAGAGCAUAUUGUUCCUAACUAUUUCUAGAAUGGCACUGUUUGUGUAGCCUUGGGUCAGUGAUUUAAAUU
Odontomachus brunneus is the source of this 1491-nucleotide messenger RNA. RefSeq lists its product as uncharacterized. Bases 518 to 934 code for a protein of 138 amino acids. The transcript has 4 exons. The record is from RefSeq and is a predicted model, not a curated record. NCBI's taxonomy places the organism in Eukaryota, Metazoa, Arthropoda, Insecta, Hymenoptera, Formicidae.